UCCAAGCUGCAUCGUAAAUAAACAGCGGAAAAUGCACAGCGGUCAUCCCUCCGCAGCCGCUUUAAAUCACCUCCAGCAGAGCAGAUUUUCCCCACUCGGAUAGCGCUUAUCUUCAGAUAAUCUUUCUCUGUCUUUGGGGAGGUUGCUUCGCUGCGUUAAAGUGUUAUUAAAGUAUGUACCGGUCUCUGUACGCCUUCCGAUCCUCGGAGCCCAACUCGCUGCACUUCGCGGCCGGUGAAAGCUUCCUAAUCCUAGAGAGGAGCAACAAACACUGGUGGCUGGGGUCCCGCUGCAGCUCGGGGGAAACCGGUUACAUCCCCGCCUCGUAUAUCGAAAAAAUACAGGCUCCGGAGCAGGAUGAAGUGCUGCAGUCCAUCGACAGAGCAAUCGAGGGAAUCCACAAUGUGGCCUUAAAAAAUGGAGGCAAAUACAAUCUUGAACAGCGAGACGUUCUGCAAAAGCUGAUCCAUCACAGAAAGGAGACCCUCGCUCGGCGAAGUUCCUCCUCCACCGGUCACAAGCAGGGCCUCCCAUCUUCCAGCAGCGAAAUAUCUCUCAGUCAAACCCCUCCUGCACCCAAUGGCCUUAGCAGAGACUAUCAGCGACAUGGAAGCGUGCCGUUAUCAGGAAGCAUGGACAGUAUGCAAGGACAACAGGGUUUUUACCAGGUGCCGCCUCAGCCCCGGCGCGCCGCUCCGAUCACUCCGCCUCCCCCCGAAAAGCAGAGAAGCCACCGGCGUCCAGCAGAGCCAGAGGUCCCCUCCAGAGUGUCCUCUCUUCCUUCGUCCCCUGCUCCCUCCCUCUCGCUCAGCACCACCUCUAUAGAGACAGGCUCCUCUCUCUCCCCGGUCUCCUCUGAGGUCAGUCUGCCAAGCAUUUCCAGCACCCCUCCUCCUCCUGUGCCAUCCCGGGUGAAGCCCCCCGCGCCGCCUCCAGACCUGCUGCCCUCUGACUCUUCUCCUCAGCCAGCUCCUGCAAAGAAAAGCCCAGCACCGCAGCCCCCCCAGCCUGUCCCACCAUCCCAGCACAGCACUCCAUUACAGCCUGCUGCUACGGUGGACCAGCAAGGGACUGAAUGGCCCGUCGCCCCCCCGUCUGUUGCUGAAAACCCUCCUGGCAGCUCCUCUACCUCUGAGCCGGUUCCCAUGACUAUUGGAGCUGAACUGAUCGAGCUGGUGCGGAAGAACACGGGCUUGAGCUACGAGCUGUCGCGGGUCGCUGUCGGCGUGGUGGUCGGUCACCUGCAGACCGCUUUACCGCAAGCCUCCUCCGCUUUGGAGCAAGUCCUCCUCUCGCUGGUGGAGAGCAAGGACUUGAGUGCAGCGCUGCCGCAGGGCCAGGUGUGUCACGAUGAACAGCGCCUGGAGGUGAUCUUUAGUGACCUCGCCCGUCACCGGGACGACUCGCAGCAGCGUAGCUGGGCGCUUCACGAAGAUCAUGCCCUCAUCGCCUGCUACCUCGAGGAGCUGCUGAAGAUACUGACUGAUGCAGAUCCAGAGGUGUGUAAGAGGAUGUGUAAGGCCAACGACUAUGAGAACGUGCUGUCCCUGGUUUCCUAUUAUCAGAUGGAGCACCGUGUGUCUCUGCGGCUGUUGCUGCUCAAAGUUUUCGGGGCGAUGUGCAGCUUGGAUGCUGCUCUCAUCUCCACCCUUCUCAACUCCAUCCUGCCCAUGGAGCUGGCAAGAGACCUUCAGACUGACACACAAGAACACCAGAAGAUGUGCUACACAGCUUUGGCGCUAACUAUGAUUUUCUCAAUGGGAGAGCAGGUUCCAUAUCAUCACUAUGAACACUUGAAUGCCGACUUUGUUCAGUUUUUGCUGGGUGUGGUGGAGGACGGGCAUCCCUCUGAUCCCGCAGAGCAGCUGCCUGACAUUUUCCUGAACCUCCUGCUGUCCUUCAACCUGCACCACACAGUUCCCAGCAACAACGUGAUCAUGAAAGAACUGAAGCAGAAAAAUGUCAAGAUCCUCACGGAGAAAGUGCUGCUGCUCCUCAACAGAGGCGACGACCCUGUGUGCAUGUUCAAACACACACCGCCUGCACCGCACUCGGUGCUCAAGUUCCUGCAGGAUGUUUUCGCCAGCCCCGAGACCGCCGACAUCUUCUACCGCACAGACAUGAUGGUGAUGAUCGACAUCGCCGUUCGACAGAUAUCUGACCUUUCACCUGGUGACAAGCUGCGGAUGGAGUAUCUCUCCCUCAUGCACUCCAUAAUGCGCUCGACGGACUACCUCGAGCACCAGCACCGCCUGUCGGACCUGCAGGGGGCGCUGCAGAGGAUUCUCAGGGAGGAGGAAGAUCCAGGCGAGGAUGAAGGGAGCGCUACGGCGAAACAGAUGGAUAAGCUGAUUGUACAGCAGAUCUACAAGGAGUUCCCGCAGAUCUGCGAGAACCAGGACUAGCCGGUGCCAGUAUCACAAACUGUAGUCUGCUCCCAUCGACUGCGGCGAGGUACGGUAAAGCUUAAAAGAGGAAGAGCAGACAUUUGAGGAUGACUCCUAUUCUGUGCCACCCUGUGCUGAGAGAAGCCGGUGUUCUCUUGGAUGUUUACUCCAGGGCUGCAGCGUGCAUGUGAUGCUGAGUGUUAUUUGACUGAUGAGUGGGAUGUGUGUGGGUUCUCCGGGUGCAUUCAAGAAGGAAGAAAUCUGACAAAUGCACCAAAUCCCGCCAGGUUUCACCAUAUUUUCAAAUUAGAAGUGGCCAAAUCUCAAAGCGGUUCUCAAAGUGAAUCCUUAGCAAUAAUGAAAUAAAUAACUGCAUGCACCUGAAAGUAUUAUGAAAUUAACUGACUACAGCCAAACCCUAAUGUAAGAAAACUGACUUUAACCAAACUGACUUCCGCUUAAAGAUUUGUAACAGGAGGGUAAAUCUGUGUUUACGGCACGAGGUGCCACCGUUUCAGUGUGGAGAGAAAACUUUGAACCUUUACGUGCUUCCCUUUUGGUGGGACCAAACUACUGUGUGUUACUGAGAGCAUUAUUUUCUUUAACGAUCACUUUACUCUUAAAACUGACUUUGUCUUUCAUUCAUCUCCUCAAUCGUAUUUUAAGACAAGUAGAACAACUUGAGCAAGUUCACUAUUCUACUGAGAAAACAAAGCCUGACUCAUGUGUUGGCGUUACUAAACUUUUUGCUGUGUAAGCUGCUGCUGCUUAUUAUCAAGUCUCUCCUCUCAGUCUGGUACUUUUCCACACACUUUUCAGAUAGUCACUCCUUACUUGCAAAUGCGAAGCUCAUCAAGCAUCAGAAGACAUUGGCUGUUUACAGAUGCUGCGCUGCAAUGAGGCUUUAUAACAACUGGCUGUAAAAUAUGGAGUCUCGUGAGCUGUGGCAGGAGUGUUUUUACAUUAUGUCAGUAUUGUUGAGUUCCAGCUUUGAUCUCAUGUUUGUGCUUAAAAUCAAGGAGAGGAAAUGUAAUACAGGGCAUUUAUUUGAUCUCAUUGUGGUUUUAAUACCCUGAUUUUUUUUUGUUUGUUUGUUUGUUUCCCAGUACUGCUGUCCCGUCUUACAUUUGACCUCAUUUGUAUCCCUGGCAUGGCUUCUCCUGACACUCCAGAAAUAAUUUCAAACUUUUAGUAUGAGUGUUUCAUUCUCUGAUUGACUACAUGUCUUUUUGUGUAUAUGUGUGUGUGUGUGUGUGUCUGUGCGAGUGGUGAACGUCUCCAUGAUUCACUUUGUCUGCAACAGUGCUGCGGCUGUGUUAUAAUGAAACUAAUAAAGCUCUAUUUUAA
Messenger RNA from Archocentrus centrarchus (flier cichlid), 3734 nucleotides. RefSeq names its product NCK interacting protein with SH3 domain (gene nckipsd). The record is from RefSeq and is a predicted model, not a curated record. The coding region runs from base 174 to 2405 and encodes 743 amino acids. Gene Ontology annotation, biological process: endocytosis. Lineage: Eukaryota; Metazoa; Chordata; Actinopteri; Cichliformes; Cichlidae. The transcript has 13 exons. Gene Ontology annotation, molecular function: protein binding; Arp2/3 complex binding.